AUGUCAGCUCCAGGUAAAUGCCUUCUUCUCUAAUUCUCUGUUGAUUUAGAUAUUAAACUGGGUUGUUGCGAUGUCCUCAUAAAUUGCAUCUUUGCAGGAUAACUUUUUGCCUGUGUUCAUGUUGUGAAUGUGAAUCUGUUUGCCACCACUAACUUGUGAGUGUGACGUUGUUUAGUUGAUGAGGCUCCUGACUGAAUGGAUAACAUCACCUACUCCACAUUCCUCGAGGCCCGCAACUGAAACCUUAGCCUCCACAAAAGCGUUCUAAUGGAAAAGGAUGUUUGAAAUGGGUCACGCUUUCAAAUAAUACCCCCCAACAAAUGUCUUUAAUAAAUUCAAAUGUUGAUACAUCUUAAAUAUGUAAUGACAAAUGUUCUUUGCAUGCAAAACAAUAUUCCCAUUUGUAUUUUUACAUUCAGUAGUUUACAAAAGGAAAAAGUGCAAACAUCUGUUGAUCAGCUGCUAUGAACCUUCCCAUUCUUGUUCUAGGUGUGUCUGUAAUCUGGGGGCAGUUUCUCAGUAAAAAGCUAGUUAACUUGUUCUGUUUUCCUUCCCUGGAGGUAGUGAUGGGUCUACAAUUCAGUGGGUUGCUAUGCUGACAUCUGCUAUUUUUCAGGUGCAGGUUAAAAAAAAGACCAAUCCAAUGCAAAGUGACACCAGCACUCAGAUUCAUACAACCCCAAAACAAUGUGUUCCUUAUUUGUCACAGGCACUACUUUUAAGAGGGCUUCUCCUCCUCAAAAACCUAGACCAGUGCUCCUUCUCUCCCAAAAGACAUCUACAUUCUUUUACAAUGAAACCGUUUUCUGACUUACCAGGUUGCAAUCAGGAAACAAGACACUCCAUUACUGUCUGACUGGCUGCAUUCUUCCAUUUACCAGUCAAAUGACUAACAAAAUACAUUAGGGACUCAUGUUAGGAACCUUUGUUUGUCUCUAUCCUGACCGUCCUUCAAUAACUUGUAUAACCUCUGUCAGGGUACUGGCCAGCUAACAGACAGACAUUUUUGUCCUGGGAACUGAGUUUAACUUAAGUGUUGUGAGUUUGGUCAUAAAAUAGGAAAUAACCUUGUCUGUAAUCAUGGGGUUUACGGUCUCUGUCUAUGAUCUGUCGGUUUUCAACAUGACCAGUCAGAUUUCAAUAUUUUAAUAUCUCCUAAUGCUCUAAUUGACAGUUUAUUAUAUGAAGCCUGAGGUAAUACAAAAGUCAUUCUGAGUGUUUAGAGAAUGGAAUAUAAAAAGCAGUACAAAUAUUUACACUGUGGGGGUGGGCCAGCAGUUCACACCACCCAUAGACACAUGGAUGUUGGUUCGCUGAGGUGUCAAAACAGAAGUGGUGUGGAUGUAUGAAACCACUGAUGGGCAGGAAGUAUUUCAGAUAGUAACUGUCAAACCUCUGUCUUCUAGAUAUAAUACAGUGGGGGAAAAAAAGUAUUUAGUCAGCCACCAAUUGUGCAAGUUCUCCCACUUAAAAAGAUGGGAGAGGCCUGUAAUUUUCAUCAUAGGUACACGUCAACUAUGACAGACAAAUUGAGAAAAAAAAUCCAGAAAAUCACAUUGUAGGAUUUUUAAUGAAUUUAUUUGCUAAUUAUGGUGGAAAAUAAGUAUUUGGUCACCUACAAACAAGCAAGAUUUCUGGCUCUCACAGACCUGUAACUUCUUCUUUAAGAGGCUCCUCUGUCCUCCACUCGUUACCUGUAUUAAUGGCACCUGUUUGAACUUGUUAUCAGUAUAAAAGACACCUGUCCACAACCUCAAACAGUCACACUCCAAACUCCACUAUGGCCAAGACCAAAGAGCUGUCAAAGGACACCAGAAACAAAAUUGUAGACCUGCACCAGGCUGGGAAGACUGAAUAUGCAAUAGGUAAGCAGCUUGGUUUGAAGAAAUCAACUGUGGGAGCAAUUAUUAGGAAGUGGAAGACAUACAAGACCACUGAUAAUCUCCCUCGAUCUGGGGCUCCACGCAAGAUCUCACCCCGUGGGGUCAAAAUGAUCACAAGAACGGUGAGCAAAAAUCCCAGAACCACACGGGGGGACCUAGUGAAUGACCUGCAGAGAGCUGGGACCAAAGUAACAAAGCCUACCAUCAGUAACACACUACGCCGCCAGGGACUCAAAUCCUGCAGUGCCAGACGUGUCCCCCUGCUUAAGCCAGUACAUGUCCAGGCCCAUCUGAAGUUUGCUAGAGUGCAUUUGGAUGAUCCAGAAGAGGAUUGGGAGAAUGUCAUAUGGUCAUUUGGUAAAAACUAAACUCGUCGUGUUUGGAGGACAAAGAAUGCUGAGUUGCAUCCAAAGAACACCAUACCUACUGUGAAGCAUGGGGGUGGAAACAUCAUGCUUUGGGGCUGUUUUUCUGCAGAGGGACCAGGACGACUGAUCCGUGUAAAGGAAAGAAUGAAUGGGGCCAUGUAUCGUGAGAUUUUGAGUGAAAACCUCCUUCCAUCAGCAAGGGCAUUGAAGAUGAAACGUGGCUGGGUCUUUCAGCAUGACAAUGAUCCCAAACACACCGCCCAGGCAACGAAGGAGUGGCUUCGUAAGAAGCAUUUCAAGGUCCUGGAGUGGCCUAGCCAGUCUCCAGAUCUCAACCCCAUAGAACAUCUUUGGAGGGAGUUGAAAGUCUGUGUUGCCCAGCGACAGCCCCAAAACAUCACUGCUCUAGAGGAGAUCUGCCUGGAGGAAUGGGCCAAAAUCAAAUCAAAUCAAAUUUUAUUGGUCACAUGCGCCGAAAACAACAGGUGCAGACAUUACAGUGAAAUGCUUACUUACAGCCCUUAACCAACAGUGCAUUUAUUUUAAACAAAAAAGUAAGAAUAAAACAACAACAAAAAAGUGUUGAGAAAAAAAGAGCAGAAGUAAAAUAAAGUGACAGUAGUGAGGCUAUAUAUACAGUAAAAUAAAGUGACAGUAGGGAGGCUAUAUAUACAGGGGGGUACCGUUGCAUAGUCAAUGUGCGGGGGCACCGGCUAGUUGAGGUAGUUGAGGUAAUAUGUACAUGUGGGUAGAGUUAAAGUGACUAUGCAUAAAUACUUAACAGAGUAGCAGCAGCGUAAAAAGGAUGGGGUGGGGGGGCAGUGCAAAUAGUCCGGGUAGCCAUGAUUAGCUGUUCAGGAGUCUUAUGGCUUGGGGGUAGAAGCUGUUGAGAAGUCUUUUGGACCUAGACUUGGCACUCCGGUACCGCUUGCCGUGCGGUAGCAGAGAGAACAGUCUAUGACUAGGGUGGCUGGAGUCUUUGACAAUUUUGAGGGCCUUCCUCUGACACCGCCUGGUAUAGAGGUCCUGGAUGGCAGGGAGCUUUGCCCCAGUGAUGUACUGGGCCGUACGCACUACCCUCCUGUAGUGCCUUGCGGUCAGAGGCCAAGCAGUUGCCAUACCAGGCGGUGAUGCAAAAUACCAGCAACAGUGUGUGAAAACCUUGUGAAGACUUACAGAAAACGUUUUACCUGUGUCAUUGCCAACAAAGGGUAUAUAACAAAGUAUUGAGAAUCUUUUGUUAUUGACCAAAUACUUAUUUUCCACAAUAAUUUGCUAAUAAAUUCAUUAAAAAUCCUACAAUGUGAUUUUCUGGAUUUUUUUUCUUCUCAUUUUGUCUGUCAUAGUUGACGUGUACCUAUGAUGAAAAUUACAGGCCUCUCUCAUCUUUUUAAGUGGGAGAACUUGCACAAUUGGUGGCUGACUAAAUACUUUUUUCCCCCACUGUAUGUAUGAUUACAGUUUGCUUCCCUUCCCACCAUUGCAGUCAGACAGAUUUGAAUGCGGUCUUUUCCUGUAGCCAUACUGAAUGUCUGUCUGCGUUGCCGUCCAGCCACUUCCUGAUAAGAAUAGUAAGCAGUGGUCGAGAUGUUUUUACUGGAAUUAGAUUCUGAGCAGGCUGAUUGCUGAUUCUUGGCAACAGAUCCCUCAUUUUCCUGUUGCACCAUGCAAUGCCCCCUGGGUAUCCCCCCCCCAGGAUUUGUAUAAUGUUAUUAUUUCAAAGUAUUCUAAAUAAGAAUUUGAAACCAGAGCUUGGCGUAUAAAAGGCUGCCUGUUGAUGUUAGCUGUGUGUGAAGAUUAUUGGGAUAAUGAUGUGGAAACUGAGCUCGGACCGAGUUUGAUGGAUACAAUACCUUUGUUCCUUGCAGUUUCCAUUGAAAGAGGGGUGUGGUGUUGGGAAUCCAUUGGUGUCUUAACAGUAUGGCCCACUUUUGUUUAGCAAAACAGUAAUUUCCUUUAUGUAGAAUCUCCAAUAUACUUCAUGAGCCACCAGUUCACACACCCCACGUACUUGCAUCUAUAACUCCACAUUCAUAUUUCGCUUUUUUAUUAAUAUGAAUAUAUUUAUGAUACCCACUGUUUGCAUUUCCUCCUAUAGGUUACCCAUCCCCUCACCAGGGUCCUGGAAGUUACUCCAUGGCCCCUUACCCUGUUUCUCAGGGGGGGUAUGGUGACCCUAACCAAGCUCCCCCACCGGUUGGCUUCCAUAUGGGCUAUGACCACCAACAACCCCAGCCAGGCCAACCUGUGAUGUUCCAGCCUGGACCAGUAGGGCAGGGACCAGGUCCCAUGCCCAUGCCUGAAUACGGUGCACCUCAGAUGGGUCCUAGCCCAGGCUAUGGUGGUCCCAUGCCCGGGCCCAAAUACGGUGCACCUAACUUGGGCCCUCCUGCAGCCAUCUCCCCAGCCCCUGCAGGAGUUGUGCCAGUCGGCGUUCCACCUGGUCUGGAGUACCUAACACAGGUAGGUUAGGCUGGGGAAGAGUGACAUAAGAGGUUGUCAAAUACACUGAUUUCACCAACAUAAUCUGUUGUCACAGUGUAAAUGCUAGGGUUUGUUUUCUUCCAUUCUCUCUCUUUCUCCAUAUCUAUCGCUCUCUCUCUCUCUGUGUUUUCCGUGUUUCAGAUUGACCAGAUCCUUAUACACCAAAAAGUGGAGUUGCUGGAAGGUGAGCUUGCUAGUCUUAUCUGAGUACAGAGAGAUCAGGAAGAAAGGUGAUAAAAAAUAAAUAAAACUGUGGUCAUUUUAACGGUCACCCCCCGCCCCCCCCCCCCCCCCCCCCCCCCCCCCUCCGUUUUCCUCUCCUCAGCGUUCAUCGGCUUUGAGACCAACAACCAGUACGAGAUCAAGAACAGCCUGGGUCAGAAGAUCUACAUGGCCAAAGAGAAGAACGACUGCUGCACGCGCAACUGCUGCGGCGCCCUGCGCAGCUUCGACAUGAAGAUCAAGGACAACAUGGACAGUGAGGUCAUCCGCCUCAUACGACCCUUCCGCUGUGCCUCUUGCUGGUGCCCCUGCUGCCUGCAGGAGGUACGAUGGAGUUCUGAACACUGACAAAUAUUUGAUUACUUUGACUAUAUAAAAAACAGGACCCCAACCAUGAAAAAAAUACACAAAAUCAUCAUGUUGAGUCUUAAUAUGUUAGACGAGUAGUAAAGGGACAGGUCACCUAAAAUGCAAUGGGUUUAUUUACCCUCAAGUUAGCAUUAGCAUUGUACAUACAAGUGGUAAUAAAUGCAUGCAAACUAUUGGACUGGAAGACAUUUUGGACUGUCCUAACGUCUCCCCAGUCUCUGUGCUUUGUAAAGACUCAUGAAUGACACUGAAUGGUCCUUUGUCAGUCCGAACCCUCUCCGACUGUCUUGAUCUGGUGCCAUCACUUCACCUUUUAAGCUCUAUUGAAUCCCAUUUCUGGCAUGCUAACUACAGUACAUUCCCAUGAGAUGUCAAGGUCCCUUCUGACUGCACUUUCACACAUUAGUUCAGCAUCUAUGGAGACAUAGCCCCACUGUUACCAUGUGAAGCAUAUUACCUUUGUCUUUGCAAUGGUUGCUAAGCCAAUAGCAGACACCAAUGCACUUCUCAAAUGAGUGCCAUAUUUCAUGCCAAGGCGAGCUUUGCAGUAACCCAAGCACAUGCUAUUUAAAGCCACAAUGUAAGGACCGAAGCCUGAUUUUUAAGCACGGUCAAAUACUUUUCUAAUUUUCGAUGCGUGUCCCUCAGCUCGAGGUCCAAGCCCCGCCUGGCACCACCAUAGGCUAUGUGUCCCAGGACUGGAACCCCUGUGUGCCCAAGUUCUCCAUCAAAGGGGCCAACAAGGAGACCGUGAUGAAGCUGGAGGGACCCUGCUUUGCCUGCAACUGCUGCGGGGACGUCAACUUUGAGGUAAGGGGUCAUAAACCGAGGGUGAAACCGCUUCAUGUCCUCCAAUGGAGGCACUUGGGAGUUCAGCUUCCAUCAGGUUGACUAUUUUUCUCUACCAGAUAUAAAUCCACCUUGACAUUUCUUGUAGACCAGAAAAGAUUGUUGCCCUAUCAGGCAAGGUGGAAAAAUAAGCAUAUUAUUAUUGUCUACACACCCAUCCAAUCCUUUAGCUGACGGGGAAAGAUGGAGGCAAGCCCAUCGGCCGCAUCAGUAAGCAGUGGAGUGGCCUGUUAAAGGAGGUCUUCACCGACACGGACAACUUUGGCAUCCAGUUCCCCCUGGACAUGGACGUCAAGAUGAAGGCCGUGCUCAUGGGCGCCUGCUUCCUCAUUGUGAGUCCAUCCGUCUGUUUAAAUAAAGAUAUAUUAGAUUCAAAUGUAGAUUUUUCUAAUCACAGAACUUGAAGGAGUAAGGCCUAUCACUGAGCUGAUAAGAUUUGCAGUUGUUGGAGGAAAUUCUGUUGACAUUUUCUUUCCUCUAUUUCGCUUCAUAGGAUUUCAUGUUCUUCGAGAAGGUUGGUGACGUGAACCAGCGCAACACUGUCUUCUCGUAACAUAGGAAAAAGGAGGAAAAGAAAGACAGAGCGCUUGAGUCAAUGCACUCUGUUUUUUAGUUCCUGUUCGGAAACCCACUUUUCUUUUCAGAUUCCGGAUGAAACUCCUUCCUUAUUCCAAAGCUUAGAGGAGCUGCCAUUCUAUGCCAGCCCCAGAGCUCUUUGUGUGAA
Molecule: messenger RNA, 6899 nt
Organism: Coregonus sp. 'balchen'
Lineage: Eukaryota; Metazoa; Chordata; Actinopteri; Salmoniformes; Salmonidae
Source: the annotation of a GenBank genome assembly